CCCUCCCCUGUGAGCGAGUGGAAGCAGCAGUGGAUAUACAUGGGGCUGUGACACACACUCGCAGGCUCACACACAGCAGGCACGGCUGCAGCAGCUCCGACUGACAGAAGGCAGCAACUUCUCACACUCUCCGGCUAUUGCUGAGGGGUCCAGAAGAUGGUAAACUACCCAAAGCAAGAUAUGUUUUGGCACUGGAUAUUGCCAUUCUUUCUACUCUUAAGAUAUAUGCAAAUAACAGCAGCUUAUUCAGAGAUGUACUGGACUCCGCCUUCCGAUUUCUUUCUGACUUGCAUUUUGACCAACAAGUCAGUAAAUUAUCCACUACUGGCUGGAAUUUUACAGAAUAAGUCAGAUAUCUCAGGGAAGUAUGAUACUUUAGAGGGCAGGUCGGAUUUUAGAUGUACCCAUUUAGCUGAUUUAAAAUCACAAGGACGUGUUUCAUGUUGCCUAUGGGAUCAUUUAAAUACAAACUUUUCAAGUCAGAACGGAGUUGCAGAGUUAAAGGAAAUGCUUUUUGCAAGCUUUGCAUCAGAUAUCCAACUAGAAGAUUUCAGCUGGAAAGUACAGUGCUCAUUUGAGGAAAAAGCAAAUACACUUAUUUGUGACCUGCAGUUAUUACCAGAAACAAAGCACAUUGUAACAGAUUAUCAAAUUAGUCUUCAUUAUUCUUUGGUUGCAAAGAGUGAGCUGAAAGGCACAGCUGAAUGCAGAUGCUUUGGAUAUGAGAAAUGUGAAUGCAUUGUACCGUCUGUAAAAUUCAAUGAUACCUACAUCCUAUGGAUUGAAAUCCUGAAUAUCACAGCACUUCUUCACUCCCCACCUAUGUCUGUUGUACCUUACCAUAUAGUCAAGCCUGAUCCUCCUGAUGACUUGCGAGCGGAAAUAAUGGAACAAGGCACAUUAAAGGUGUUUUGGUUGAAACCCAUCUCUGCUGCUUAUGAGCUCCAGUAUCAAGUAAGAUAUACAGUGAAAGCAGCAGAGACAAACUCACAGGUUUAUCUGCUGGUCAAUGAAACAUCAGUGAUCAUCAGUGAUAUCCAGCCUUGUACAGAAAUGGUAAUAGAAGUCAGAUGUAUAAACUUACACAAAUCAGGACUCUGGAGUGACUGGAGUAAAACCUGGGUUUUAAAUUCACAAGAUGUAUUCUACUUCCCCCAAAAAGUAUUGGUUAGUAGUGGCUCCAGCACUUCUGUCUCCUGCUUGUUUUGUGACAAUGGCAAGAAAGUUCCAUCCAGUAAUAUCACAUGGUGGCUAAAUUUUGGGGAGAAGAUACCAAAGCAUCAGUACAGAAUGACCAGUGAUUAUUUUAGCAAAGUGUUCCUGACUCACCUCAAUACAACCAAACCAAAGGGAAAGUUCCGAUAUGAUGCCUUACAUUGCUGUAUUAACCAUAAUGAAUGUCAUCAUCGGUAUGCAGAAAUUUAUGUUUUAGAUGUCAACAUCAGUAUUUCAUGUGAAACUGAUGGGAAUCAAAAAAUGAUGACGUGCAGAUGGAGUUCCCAAAAUAUGACACUACCUGAAGGAAGUGUCUUACAGUUCAAGUAUUAUAGAAACAAACUUUAUUGCUUAGAUAAAGAUUUAAAAGGCAAUGUGCCGAUUUCAAAAGAUUGCCAGUUACAAAUGGAUGGAUUCUAUGAAUGCACAUUUGAGCCUGUUCACCUUGUCUCUGGCUAUAUUAUGUGGAUUGAGAUACAACACCAUUUAGGAGCACUUAAUUCGCCACCUGUUUGCAUCCUUCCCAUAAAUACAGUAAAACCACUUGCUCCAUCAAGAGUGAGAGCUGAAAUGACUAAGGGUUCAGGACAUUUAUAUGUGAGUUGGAAAAGGCCUGCUCUUCCAUCUACUGAUCUUCAGUUCCAGGUCCGUUACUGUUUGCAAGGGCAAGGAAUAAUAUGGAAGGUGCUGGAUAUUUUUGAAGAAGAAUUUGUCAGUAUACAGGUUCCAGAUGUCUGUGCCUCAUACACUGUCCAAGUACGUUCUAGAAGAACUGAUGGAGUUGGAUACUGGAGUGAUUGGAGCCAACCUGUGCACACUGUUGUAAGAGACAUUAGAGUUCCUUUGCAAGGACCAACUUUCUGGAGAACUACUCACAAUAAUCCCAUGCAGAAAGGGGACAAUAUUUCCAUUAUUUGGCAGCCCCUACCAUCAGAGCACUCACUGUGUUCUAUUCAAGGAUAUGAAGUCAUUCAUCUGAAUUCUAAAAAUGUCACCUGGUCGAAAUAUGUAGGAAACACAACAAAGCAUACUUUCACUUUAUCGGAUAACGCUGUAACAGUUACACUUCUAGCUGUCAACUCCCUUGGAUACUCUCUGACAAACAGCAAGUUAACAUUUUCCUGUGAAAUGAGUACAGUUACAUCUGUGGAGUCCUUCAGAGUUUACCAUAUGAACAACACUUGUGCAGUGGCUGUGUGGACUAUGUUGCCCAAAAGUGACAUGCCAUUGGAAUUUAUUGUUGAAUGGAAGAAUCUUGGGAAUGAAGAAAAGGUACAGUGGAUGAAUAUCCCUCGAAACAUGAGCAGGUGUUAUAUUGAAGACAAUUUUUUUGCAAUUGAGAAAUACGUUUUUAGUCUGUACCCAGUAUUUCCAGAAGGAGUUGGUCGUUCCAAAGUUGUAAAUGGCUUUUCUACAGUGGAAUUGACUGAAGCACCAAAGGAUGCCGGCUUGUAUGUUAUACUGCCAGUUAUUAGUUUUUCAGUCUUCUUGCUUAUGGGAACAAUACUAAUAUCUCACCAAAGGAUGAAAAAAUUAUUUUGGAAAGAUGUGCCAAAUCCAAAGCACUGCUCUUGGGCUCAGGGUGUCAAUUUUGAAAAGCCAGAUACAUUAGAAAACCUUUUCAUGAAACAUCACAAACACCCGGCAAAUGGUUCUCCAUUCCUCUUUGAGCCUGAAGCAGUUUUUGAAGACCUGAGUAUUGACAAGCAAGUACCACAUGAAAUUAUUGAUAAUAUUCCAGCAGUUACCAGUUUAUUUACCGUAUCCGAAGAACCUGACCAUGACUCUGCUUGUGAGUCAAGUAAUUUUAGCAGCGGUUGUGCAUUUGAAACUGACCACCAGGAAAUGGUAUACAGCAGCAUCUGCCAAUCCAGUAUUGAAUAUGCAACAAUAAUGAAUAAUACCCAGCAGUGCAGAAAAUAUAGCAGUGAACGGAAAACCAGCCUUAGCUCUUUUGAUGGUUGCCUUUUAGGAAAUAGUUCUAUGGUGAUUGGGAACCAUGAUGUUGAUAAGCAGACAUUGGUCUUCCUAGCUGGACUUCACACAAAACAGCCAGACAAAAUGUCUUGCAAUUCUACUGUGUCUUCCGAAGGGUUCUCUGAGCCAUUGGAUCAUGAAGAUAGCUUCUUGGAAGCUGAUGGCCUGGAAAGAAACUUGUACUACCUGGAAUUUGGUUCAAUCCAGCAAUGUGGACAACAAGACUGUUAUUCAGAGAAACCUUUAGGGACAUUUCCCUUCCAAGAAAAUAUCUCAUAUAAAGAGAUUGAUUUCAAAAAAGACAAAGCAUCAGAAUUUAUAGAUAACUAUGAUAUCAAAAAUUCAUUUAAGAAGGCCUUCUUGUGUUACAUGCCACAGUUUCAGACGCAUUCUAUUAAACUACCUGGGGAAAUGGAAUCGGAAACACUUAAUUAAUGCACAUGAAAUAUUGUUACCAGAAAUACUUUAUGCAUGCAAAAGAAACUGCUAUUUUAAAUCUUUCCCAAAACUGUACAGCACAUGACUGGAAAGCCACCAGUAAAAAAUGUUGGUCAUUAAAACCCUUGAAAAAGGAUAUUUCUUAUUGAGAAACAACACCUCAGAAGAGGUUUCAUUCCUGUAUCUGUUUGCAUGCUGUGGUCACAAGCAGAAUAGUUAUUUUUAGAUCUAAUUUAUGUAGAGUUUCACAACUUGCCUUACAGAGAUUCAUCUUGACAUAUAUUCUCAGUCUGGUGCUCCAGCACUGUGUUCUGUUUAGGAAUACCUGCAGAUGUUGAAUUCAAUUAGUGUUUAUUAUGAGAAAGAGUAUUGACCUAGCUGCUGAUUGGUCCCUAUUCUACAAUUCAGUGUGCUGAAUGCCACAGGCUCCCCUGCACAGCCUGGGAAAGGAGGCAGCAGGAAGUGGAACAGAUGUGCAAGAGUAGUGUUUUUGGAGAAGUAUUCAAUAAACUAGCCCAAAACACAACUUUUUAAACCAUGGUCCUUCUAUAUUUAGAGGAGUAUAAUGUACUAGCGCAUCCUUGUUUUUUGCACAAUGUGUCUCUAUUAAUAGAGAGCAUUGGAAUCUAAUUCUGGCAGACUAGCAUGCUCUAAUUUCACUCUCUAAUAAAUAUGUCCCUAUACGUGAAAUAUUACAGUGGGGCUUCUUGGCAAUUGGAAACUUAUUGUAAAAUCCAUCUUAUCUAUCUGACUAUCUACCUACCCUUACCUUUGUGUGUAUCUGGGUUAUGUUUAAUAUUAUCCAGUGUGGUCUAAGUGAUCCAAAACUAUAUUCAGACUCAUGAGAGUGAACACUCUAAAGCACAGCAUUAACCUUGUAUUGUGACAAGUGGGAUAGGCAUCAGUUUACUAAAGUACAACAGACAUUGGGGCUGAUUCACUAAAGGCAGAAAAAACGAGUGUUAUUUUUAACAUGCAUUAAAAAUAUUUUUACUUCUUA
Molecule: messenger RNA, 4630 nt
Organism: Xenopus tropicalis (tropical clawed frog)
Lineage: Eukaryota; Metazoa; Chordata; Amphibia; Anura; Pipidae
Gene: lepr
Product: leptin receptor
Exons: 19
Coding region: 157-3627 (1156 amino acids)
Cellular component (GO): membrane
Source: RefSeq, a predicted model, not a curated record